This is a messenger RNA of Spirodela intermedia, 3022 nucleotides long. Lineage: Eukaryota; Viridiplantae; Streptophyta; Magnoliopsida; Alismatales; Araceae. The record is from the annotation of a GenBank genome assembly.
AUGAGCACCCUCUCAUUUGGUCAAGGAAGUUCAAAGUCCUUCAACGCUUACCCAAGAGGAGAGUUUGACUUGGAGUCCGGAGCCCCAAGAAAGUCCCGGCGGACAAGGGGUUCACUUUCUGAAAGCAUAAGAAUGCUAAAAUCUAUUGGAAGUCAUGCUUCCUACUUCUGUAGGUUGCAUCCCGUCGCAUUCUCCUUCAUCUUACUGCUUGUUGGGGUGACCAUCUUGGUUUUUCUAUCCAUGUCUGUCAGCGAUUCAAGGAUGAUACGGUCCUUACAUAAUCGAGGGGCAGAUCUUGGUUCCUACCCUCUUUCUGGCUUACAUAAUCUUGUGAUGGUUGCUGGCCAUUCAAUAUACACAAGUACCAGUUGUGGGAAGGUCGAUCAGGAAGAUUCAUGGUUCUUGGAGCCAUACCAAAAGAACCCAGGUCAAGCUGCCACUUUCUUAGCACACAUAAAGGAAGGCAUUGGGCUUGCGUCAGAAGAUGAUGGCGCUCUCCUUUUGUUCAGUGGUGGUGAGACAAGAAAGAAUGCUGGACCUCGAAGUGAGGCACAGAGUUACUGGGCAGUUGCCGAAUCUAAAGGCUGGUAUGGUAAGUUAUCUUCUGCAACGCUCAAGUUUUUACGAAAUUUUAUUCUCCUCCAUGUAUUUGACUCUUUUUUACCAUAAGGUAAGAUUGAUGAACUAACUGCUAAUUACAAUAAGCAGUAUUCUGGUUCACCAAACUUUAAAUUCAUCUGUUGCUUAGUUUUUAUUUUAGGGUUGGAGAAGAUGCUUCUGCUCCGAGUGUGUGCCAAUUUUUUUUGUUAGAAUGUUGAUUAUAUUAAACUUCCUGCUUGUAUGUCAAAGGAUGAGGAAAAUUUUCCUUGUUGUCAAAGUAUCUCUUUUGGUGACCAGAAGGAGGCCAGCCGAGGAGCUAGAAAGGAAAAAAGCUUGAUUGUCUUCCGUUUGAUAUUACAUAGAUUUAAAAUGACAGGUUUAUGUGGUAUCUGGGAAGAAGAAACCUCUGGGGGCCUUUUGGUUUGUUACUUCGGAGAUAUUUUUGUCUACUGCAGUUACCCAAUUCCGUCGUGGAUUUAGUGGGUUAUCCUCGCCUAAUCCCAGUUUUUCCAUUGCCUUUUGAACCCCAUUAUCGUAAACUAUAUGUAAUACCAUAUUCCAUCUGUUCUCGGAUCACAUGGGGGCAAGGUUCAAGUAUCAGAAAAAUCUUUUGACGAGAAAAACGCUAUAAAAUGUUGUCUAAUUGGUUGUUGGUUUGGUCUUCAAUUCGUUGCAGACGUUUUACCUUUUUAAGCUGAAAAAGAUAAUCUCUCACUGAGAAAUUUGUUCAUUUAUUUUCUGAAAGUGGAAAUGCCACCAAGUUUGAGGUGUUUUGAACCAUUCAGUAUCUUCACUAGGAGAAUAAAAUAACUAAAUAGUAAAAAAGGAUCCGACAGUUCGGUACCGCUCAAAAGCAUAAUUUCAUAUUAGUUCUCGGUUCAUUUUCAUGGGUUAGAAUAAGUUCUAUGACCUCAUCAUGUGUGCAGCAUUGACAUCCUCUGUUUCUUUGCUUUGCUCAUGAGAGAUUCUGAUGACGUCUAUAUCUAUUUUGAUCAGUUUUACUUAAGACAUGAUGAUCACACAUGCGGUUAAUGUGGAGUAUCAUUAAGUAGGAUCAUUUCUAUUCUUUAAAUUCUCGUUACUAGUGCUUCAGAUUGCUAACAAUGCCUGUUGCGAUCGUUCGGACGAUGUUCACCAACACACUCUCUUUAAAGCCUUUGCAUUUCAUUCUAAAUUUUAUUUUUUUUGGUCCUUUUCGAGAAAAUUUCUUGAAAAUAUACAGGUGUUUGAAGAUAAUUGAAAAUAUUUUAUCAUGAAUGUGAAGGGCCGUCAAUGGGCCUUAUAGAAACCUGGCCCAGGGGCCAUUCAUAUCCCCAAGGAAUGUGUAAACUGCAGUUUUCUUCCUCCUACCUCAUCAUGUUACCACACUUUUCCUCCCCCCCUGAUGAACUGUUUUUUCUGCCAUUUCGGUGUGUAAACUGCAGUUUGUUUUUUGGUAUGCUUGUUCUUCCUCCUAUUUCAGCAUUUUAUCAUGCUCCCCCCCCCCUCCCCCCUCUAUGGACUGUUCUUGAUCCUCGGCAUUCUCCGGUUCAACUAGAGCUCUCCAAGUUAUUCACUGGAAUUCCUCCAUCUGGGCUUCUGAGCUUCAUUCAUCUCUUUUAUGUCCAGGCAAGGUAGACAGCGUGCGCAAGAGAACACUUACCGAGGAACACGCCAGAGAUAGCUUUGAGAACCUCCUCUUCAGUGUCUGCAGAUUCCGGGAGCUCACUGGCGACUACCCUCGCAACAUUACAGUAACCACCCCUCCUCUCCUCCUUCAUCUGUUCCUCUCAAUAAUGUAUACACACAAAUUACGUAGAUAAAUGGGCAUUACCUCGGUAUCCUUCGUGUUAUCCAUCGUCCCAUUUCUUACAUACCCAAUUGUUAUUGAUAUAUAUACUUGUCUAUGCAUAUUUUUAUGGAGAUUCCCUCAACAUUACCUUUCUCAGAUGCCCACUUAUUCACAAACUAUACAUAUCUACGCACAUUCAAGGGGAUUCUUCAAUCAUCUUCAUAAUAGCAGCCACUACUCCUUUCACAGAUGCCUACCUCCUGCUCAUAAAUCCCCCUUGGUAUCUUUCAGGUGGUGAGCUACGACUUCAAGGAGGAGAGGUUCGCCCUACUCCACCGGGGGGCAAUCGGGUUCCCGCGGCAGAGGUUCUCCUUCGUCGGCACACCGGCGGCGCCCGCCGCCAGGGAGGCGGCGACGAAGGGCGAAGCCGCCGUGCGGGCCCAGUUCCAGGAGGACCCAUUCGGCUGCUCCGGUGCCCUCCGUCGCAAGAGGCUCCGGCGAGACCCCUUCCACCGCUCCGUCCCCUACCCAGCCGGCUGCCCAGAGCUCAGAGGCCUCUUUGACUACUGCGGCCCUGCUCCCUAUCCGGGACCCCUUCCGUGGGGGCCAGACAGGCUCCUGGGUGGAUCAUCUGAGGGAGAAGUAUAUUAG